Molecule: messenger RNA, 2931 nt
Organism: Rotaria sordida
Lineage: Eukaryota; Metazoa; Rotifera; Eurotatoria; Philodinida; Philodinidae
Source: the annotation of a GenBank genome assembly
AUGGAAGAUCAUAAAUCAUCAUAUGAAAAUAGUUUUGAACAAGAUAAUAUUCAUGCUGCUAUACGUGAUGGUUUAACAUCAUUUCGUGAUGCAUUUAAUGUUACAUGUCGUUCAUCGAAUCAACCAUAUAAUCAAUGUGGUCAAUGUAAAGCAUGUCAAGUUGAUGCUCAUAUUCAUGCAGCUAAAGAAUGGUGGUUACAAACAGGUGAUCUUAUUAAACGACGUUUUCUUCUUGCUUUAAUUAAUCGUCUUAAACCUGAUAUACUCAAUCAUUUAGCACAAAUUCUUAAACCAUUUGUUGAUGCAAAAGAUUAUACAUAUACAAGAAAUAAAUUUGAUACAGGUUCACGAUUAUCAACAGAUAAUACAAAUAUGAAUGAUGAUAGUGAUCCAAUAAAAAGACAAGAAGAAGCCACAAAACUUAUUGUAUGGUUUAAUCAUGAAGAUAAAUAUUCUCAAGGUUCAUUUAUCUUAACUAUACUUCAAUGGUGUGAAAGUUAUUUAAUUUUUACAAUAGCAUUGAAUAUAUUAUCAUUACAAGAUAUGGAUUCCGAAGAUGAAGAUCAUCGAAGUGAUACUAAUAAUAAUAGUCGUUUAAGACUUUCAUCUGCAUUAAGUAUCCCAUCGUCUUCUUUUUCGAUGCUACCACCUUCGGUUCCUAUUCUUAAACGUCCAAAAACAACAUCUUCCUCAUCAAUGCGUCAAAAAAGUGCAGUUUCAUUUGCAUCUUCAACAAUGAAUAUUAUUGAUUCUGAUAAUGAACAACCAAUACCACCAAAACGUCCACCAAAAUUUAAAGAUUUUAUAAGACAAUUACCAAUUUAUUUAGCUAAAUUAAUUUUAUGUAUGCUUGAUACAAAAUCUCUUGAUAAAUGUAAACUUGUUUCAAUUUAUUGGAAAAAAAUGGCUAUGGAAGUUGAAGAUGAAGCAACAAUGACUAAAAUGCUUUAUGAUGAUAUGAUGCUUUUACAGGGUUCUGCUGCUUUGCAAUGUAAUCCAUAUUUUGCACGUGAUACGCUUGUACCUGUUCCGGAUUUAUUUCGACUUAAUGAAACUGAAAGAGCAUCAGCAAGAAAAAAGACAUCAAAUGAUAAAAAUAUUUCAACAUGGAAUAAAAUUUAUGAAGGAAAUUCUAUUCCUACACGUUUAGUUUUAAUGGAAGAACGAAAUGUUUAUUGUGGUCCAUAUAAUGUACUUUUACUUAAAGAUGAUUCGGAUCGUCAUCGUAUUGUACAUAUGAGUGGUGAAAAUGUUGUAGCUAUUACAUCACGUGAUGGUCGAGUGCGACUUAUUGAUAUGCAAUCAGCACAAGAACGACCAAUAGUUUUAGUUGGACAUGCUGCAUCUGUUCAUUGUAUUGUUGUACAAGAGAAUAAAAAACGUAUAUUUACGGGUAGUUAUGAUUUAACUGUUCGUUGUUGGAAUAUAGAAACAGGGCGUUGUAUUAAAUUAUAUCAUGGACAUGAACGAACAGUAACUUGUUUAGCUGUUUUUCUUGAUUUAAUUGCUGCUGGUGGCAAUGACAAUCUUUGUUUGGUAUGGAGAUAUAAACACACUCGACCAUGGAGAACAUUUAAACAUAAACAUCCUGUAUCAGCUGUUGCUAUUAGUGAUGAUAUGACAUUAUCAGGUGAUAUUGAAGGAAAGAUAAAAGUUUGGCAUAAUCCAACUGGAGCACUUAUUAAAUCUAUUAAACAUCGUUUAUCAAUUACGGAUGUUAAAUUUGAUAAAUGGCAUAUAGCAUCAUCAUCGCAUGAUAAUUAUGCUAGUGUAUGGACAUCACAAGGACCAUUAAAUACACCUUUAUGUACAUUUCGUCAUCCAAAAGAAGUUUUAUGUCUUGAAUUUCUUUAUCUUCGAAUAUUAACUGGUUGUGCUGACGGAAAAAUACGUAUUUGGAGUAUACUUAGCGGAUUUUGUUUACGUGUUAUGCGUGGUAAUAGUGUUUCUGAUCCAGUUACUAGUCUAACAGCAACACCGAAUAGAAUUCUUAUUAAUACACGAAGUAGUUUACUAUUAAUGAAUUUCGAACCAGUUAAAUUUGAUUAUACACUUGAAGAAGAUAGAGCACCAGCAACAAAAACACCUACACCACCAAUACUAUCAACAUCAGCAACUAAACGUAAAAGUUUAAGUAUUAAACGAAGACAAACAUCAAUAUCAAAAGUUAUACAAAAGAAUGAAUCAAUCAAUGAGAAAAAAAAAGAAAUAACUGUUUUAUUUGAUAAUGAAAAUAUUGGAGUUAAUCUAACAUUAGAACAAACCAAAGAAUUAUUAAAACGACAAAUGCGUGGUGGUGUUGAUGAAAAACAAAAAUUAGUGCCAGAAGAAUUUCGUAUUAUUGAACAAUCACCAUUUUAUAGAGCAGAUAAAAGUAAAGAUGAUACUGUUUAUGCUGAACAUCGUCCUAGUCCAUUAACACUCAUCGAUCGUCCACCCUCAUCACCAAGUCGAUUUGAUUUAAAAACACGUAUAUUUCGUUCACAAUCUCAACAUAAUUUUUAUCCAUCAACAGAAUCAGUUUCAACUCGUUCAAAAUCUCCACAGAGUCUGUUUGAAAUUGUUCAUCGACCACCAUCAUAUAUUCAUACUCAAUUGCAUAGACAAACUACAGAUUUAUCAUCAACUUUCAAAUCAUCUUCUUUUCAAGGAGACAAAAAUCAACCACAACAACAAUUUAAUAAACCAAAGUUAUCAAGACCACAAACAGUUCCGACAACAUAUGAAGUUAAACGUGGAGGUAAAGUUUAUAAAGUUGUCGUUGGUUAUGUUAGUCCAUUUACAAGUCCAUUACAACGACAAGAAUUACAUUUAAAAACUGAUGGUGAAGUUGAUUUAGUCGUUCAACAAAUAAAACAACAACAAGAACAACAACGAGCAAGUAAACCACACGUAUGGCUUGGAUUAUUACCAUCAUCAACACUAAAAUAA